This is a messenger RNA of Diplodia corticola, 1545 nucleotides long. Its product is annotated as glycoside hydrolase family 16 protein. The transcript has a single exon. The coding region runs from base 1 to 1545 and encodes 514 amino acids. Gene Ontology annotation, molecular function: hydrolase activity, hydrolyzing O-glycosyl compounds. The record is from RefSeq and is a predicted model, not a curated record. NCBI's taxonomy places the organism in Eukaryota, Fungi, Ascomycota, Dothideomycetes, Botryosphaeriales, Botryosphaeriaceae. Gene Ontology annotation, biological process: glucan catabolic process.
AUGCCGCGCCUGGCCAGCCUUCUGGCCGCCUCACUCCUUGCUCACGGCUCGUCCGCUGCGUACACGUUAGUCCGCGACUACGCCCCGCAGCACUUCUUCAACAACUUUGGAUUCUACGACGGCGACGACCCGACCCACGGCACCGUCGCUUACCAGUCCCGCCAGGAUGCCGCGAGCAAGGGCCUUAUCAGCACCACCGACUCCACCGUCCGCAUUGGCGUCGACUCCACCAACAAGGUCGAUGACGUGCGCCCGUCGGUCCGCAUCUUCAGCAACGACACGUACAACCACGGCAUCCUGCUCGUCGACGUCAUGCACAUGCCCGCCGGCUGCGGCACAUGGCCUGCCUUGUGGAUGCUGGGCGACGGCGACUGGCCCGCCAACGGCGAGAUCGACAUCCUCGAGGGCGCCAACGACCAGGCAGGCAACUACAUGACCUUGCACACCAGCAGCGUCGAGGCCAACGCCUGCUCCAUUGACGCCGUUCCCGCCUCGGGCGACGACGGAUCCGGCGCUCUGGGCUACUCCAAGACCGACUACACGGGCACCGUCUUCUCCAGCAACUGCGCGUACGACGCCGACACGGGCGACAACACCGGCUGCCAGAUCCAGGCCCCGACUGGCACCAGCGCCGUCUACGCAGGCUCGGGAAAGACGACCAAUGCCGACGUCCCCACUUUCGGCCAGUCCUUGAACAGCGCCGCUGGCGGCACCGUCGCCAUGCAAUGGACUGACGACGGCAUCAAGGUCUGGUUCUUCGGCCGCACCCAGGCCAAGCCCGCCGACGUCGCUGCCGCAAUCAAUUUGGGCGCUGAUCCGCCAACCCUGGCUCCGAGCAACGAUGCCUGGGGCAAGCCCCUGGCCCACUUCUCCGGUCCCGACUGCGAUUGGGCGAAGCGCUUCAACGAUAUGCGCAUUGUCGUCAACAUCGACUUGUGCGGCGACUGGGGCGCCGCCACUUGGCCGAGCGGCUCGUGCCCGACGACCACGGGCUAUGACAGCUGCGAAAACUACGUCAAAGAGAAUCCGCAGGCCUUCACCGAGGCCUACUGGGAAUUCGGCGCUUUCCGUUGGUUUGAGUGGCGCGAUCCGGCCCCGCCUGCGACUACUACUACCGCCGCCACCAGCUCGAGCAGCAGCAGCAGUGGCGCCGUUGUUACCAUCAAGACCACCAAGACCGAGACUUUCAUUUCGAGCAGUAGCAGCACCAGCUCCGUUGCAAAGUCCAGCACUUCAAGCGCCCCACCCGCCGCUCCCACCGUCAUUUACUCAACCAUCUCCGCACCCUCGACCACCUCCCGCCCGUUCACGUACGCACCGACUACCGAAGCCGCACCGACUGUCGCAGCGACAGCAUCGACUACUAGCUCCAACGCCGCCGCCUCGACGAGUUCGAGUGGUUCGUGGCCGGCCAAUGAAUCGGCAAAAGGCGACGCCCAGUACAUGGUCAACGGCAAGUUGCCCCUUGGUGGCGCCGAAACCGUGACCGUGUCGUGGUCAAUUAUGACUGGCGGAGCAGUAAUUUUGGCCGCAAUCCUUUUAUGA